CACGCACUGCGCCCACAACUCCCCAUACAACGCUCAUUCCUCUAUUUGGCUCGUGAAGUCGUGAUGAAACCCUUCCUGUCUCCCUCUCUCGAUCUGCGCCGCCGGCUCACUUCCCUCGAUCUGCGCUCGGCUCUUCCACUGCGGCACAUCAAGGGAAGAAGAUGGGAUUGGGGGGCGAGCGGCUGCGGAGCGCGGGCGGCCUGCGGCGGGCGAGGGCCUGCGGGGCGGCGAAGAGGGGAUACUCCGGUGGGCUACCAGCGGCGACAGAGGCUUAGCGCCUGCUUCUUCUCCAGAUGGUUCAUCGCCAACUCACUGCUGCUCAUAGAGGAAGAGAAACAUAUAUGGUGGAUGAUGUCUAUCAUGCUUUUGCAGGUAACUUCCAAGGACAGUUACAACAAUUCUGGAGCAUGUAUUGUCCUCAGUCCUCCUGAUUUUGCUACCGUCAUUUCCAUAGUAUUCAAGAUGUAAAACCUCGACCUGUGGAAGUAAUUGUUUCCGAUGAAGAGUUAAAUCUAGCGCCAUGGAUGACAACAAUUCAGGCUUUUAACUAAAUAUUUUGUCAUGUUCGCAAUCGGCUGGUUCAUUUAACCUGAUAUGUAUCCACAUAACCAUCAGGUAAAAUAUUUCAUCAAUUAAUUAGUGGAAAUAUUGAAUAUAGAGAGUCAGCAUCACAGUUCGGAGGGAGCUUCAUUUCUCAAACUUUCUGGAGCAGAUAUUCUUGGUCAUUUUCGAAGGAUGGGUGCUGGACUUGGCACAUUUCCCUGAGAGGAUUGUUCCGGCAGUAAAUAGUGGUUUUUCAUGGAAUUAUGUAUUUGUAUUCGGCAGUGCCUCACGUACGAUCAAAGCUGGUCCGAUUUGGUACGAUAGCGCAAUCCACUGUGAAUCCACCUUGAGCCAGCGUUGAUCAACGGUGGCCAUACUACUUCGUACAGAAAUCGUACAAAUUCUGUCAUACGUGAAGCAAUGCUCAUUUGUAUUACGCCCUGCUACCAAUUUUGAUUCUUGUUCUCUGGUAAUCUACAGAACAUGAAUUCUAACUGUGUCCAACCAUAAGGGCAGGACGCAUCCCUCAUUUUGUCAUGUAUUUGUUUUUCUCUUGAGUUUCUAUGAAAGAGAUAGUUGUUAGGCUCCGUAAAACCAAUAGAAAGUAUGAAACAAUGAAACAUCCGGAUGCUGUUACCUUUUUCCUAAAUUAGUCCUUUCAAG
Molecule: messenger RNA, 1206 nt
Organism: Triticum urartu
Lineage: Eukaryota; Viridiplantae; Streptophyta; Magnoliopsida; Poales; Poaceae
Source: RefSeq, a predicted model, not a curated record